AUGACUCCUCCAGUUGGGAACACACUAUCAAAACUUCAGAACAAUUGUGAGGGUGUUGUGGUUUUACUUGUGGAUGAACGUUCUCUUGUUGGUUGCUGUACUCUUGGAUGGAUGGAAUACAUGUGUCGUUAUGCUAUGAACUCUGGGUCUUUCUCAUCUUCAUCAUGGGGUGGUCUACCAGUUGUAGUUUUCUUGGGUGAUGAUGUACAGCUUCCCCCAGUCUGUGGUUCUCCUGUUUACAACUGUAAAAGCAACAAAUCUGCAUCCCUUCAUGGUGCCCUUGUGUGGAAAGAAUUCAAUGUGGCCAUCACACUUUCAAAUAUUAUCCGUCAAAACCAAAAUGAAACUCAACUGAAAGACAGUUUGAUGGCACUGAGAGACUACAAACUGUCCCCUGAACAAGCUAAGUGGCUUCAAAACUUUCAAUGGGACACAUUAAAAAGGAGUCAUGGACAACCACUAUUGAACAGAAUGUCAGAAAACAGUCUUUUUGUAUUAACAACACAUCCAGAUGAGUGGGCCCAUAAUAAACAACAACUAUUGAAAGCAAACCAAUUAUCCCCUAUUGCAAAACUACAAGCUGUCGAUCAAGGUCAACAUUCCAAGACAUCCAAUGAUUCUACAAAUAGUCUUCUUAAAACACUAUUCUUGUGUAGAGGGGCAAAAGUCAUGCUAACUGUAAACCUUAAUGUAAAAUAUGGACUUUUCAAUGGUUCAAUGGGGGAAGUAGUUGACAUCCUCUACUUCAAUAAUAACACUCCAUAUGGAAAUUUUCCUGAUGUUGUUAUGGUUGAGUUUACAAAGUAUACUGGUCCGCCAUUUCUAAAAGGUCAUCCAAAACUUGUGCCAGUUGUUCCUGUUGAAAGAAAAAUUGAUUGUCAUUGUUAUAGUUAUAAAAGAAAACAGAUUCCACUUAGAUUAGGUUGGUGGACCACGAUUCAUAGAUGCCAAGGUAUGACUAUAGGAAAAGGGGAGGCCAACAGAUACAUUGUCAUUCAUCCAGGUAACAAAACAUUUGAAGCUAGAAAUCCUGGAGCAGUGUUUGUAGCACUCUCUAGAGCAAAGUCAACUGGUGUGGAUAGAGAGGAUCCUGAUUUUGCUUGGAAUCCCAACAUUCUUGUAAAUGAAGACCGACUUUGCCUGCAAGUCAACACGGAAACAACAAAGGCACGAUCAAAGGAAAUUGAUAGAAUAUUUAAACUUUCUCAAAAAACUAAAACAAACUAUGCCCAUUUGCUAGAUACAUCAAAUUUUUCAAACAUUGAGUACUCAAUGGAAGAAAAAUAA
This is a messenger RNA of Ostrea edulis (European flat oyster), 1287 nucleotides long. RefSeq names its product ATP-dependent DNA helicase PIF1-like. The transcript has a single exon. The record is from RefSeq and is a predicted model, not a curated record. The coding region runs from base 1 to 1287 and encodes 428 amino acids. NCBI's taxonomy places the organism in Eukaryota, Metazoa, Mollusca, Bivalvia, Ostreida, Ostreidae.